This is a messenger RNA of Cladophialophora carrionii CBS 160.54, 2706 nucleotides long. RefSeq lists its product as uncharacterized. Lineage: Eukaryota; Fungi; Ascomycota; Eurotiomycetes; Chaetothyriales; Herpotrichiellaceae. Gene Ontology annotation, cellular component: nucleus. The record is from RefSeq and is a predicted model, not a curated record. Bases 1 to 2706 code for a protein of 901 amino acids. Gene Ontology annotation, biological process: interstrand cross-link repair. Gene Ontology annotation, molecular function: 5'-flap endonuclease activity; 5'-3' exonuclease activity; flap-structured DNA binding. The transcript is spliced from 2 exons.
AUGGCUCUCGAGCCCAGAUCGUCGUCAGCCCACAACUCUCUGAUGGGCACUCGAAUACCCCACCCUCUAUCCACGAACUAUCAUGACGGUGACGAAUUUCCUUCUCCUCCUGCAAAGCGAGUGAAGACUGCUGCUCCCAGCGGCACCCCCAGCCCGAGACAUAGGUCGCCGAGGAAACUUCGUCCUGCAAGAAGAAUCGAUGAUGAGGUCCCAGACUCUGAAGAUGAUCAGGGCGGCGUGGACACAAGAGAGGACCAAUUCCUCGAUGCUCCAAGCGGUACACAGUUAGAGGCUACUCUCCCACCCAUCCAAACGGACGAAGAAGCCAUCGAAGCAUAUGAAGCCUACAAGGCCGGCGAACGUUCCGAGACGGAACUCGAGCAGGGGGUCGAAGGUACAACACUGUCGCGACUGGAGUCUCGUUCUUGGAUUCGAGGACGCAGUUCAAUAUAUAUGGAUGCGUUCAAUCUCGCUUUGGACACGGUUCUGGAAGAGGAAAGGCAUCUUUUCAAUGAAGCAGAGCUUGACCUCUUCCGACAGUGGCGAGCGUUGGAUUAUGAGGUGCAAUAUCUCUAUGUCAGGCUGUUCUUGAGGAAGACGAGUAAAUGGUUCCGCGUAAAGGACCUGCAAUAUUACAGCGAUAUCGCGGAUAUGGACUAUGCAGUUGUGGAUCUCCUGAAGGAGAGAACUCUGCCAGCUGUUGAAAACGAGCCUGAGAUUCACCCAGGAGAGCUUGAGCCCCCUGAAGGAACAGUGCUAGGUAAGAAGUUCACCUUCGCAGAAUGCUCCUCCGAGCACAUCACCACCUUGGAUGAGGCAAGCAGUCUCCUGCUGUUAGAUGAGCUGAAGGCGCUCGCGAGGGAUGCCAAGGUCAAAGGCAAGAACAAGCGUGAGCUGCUACAUAACUUUCGACGGACAAGCGGCAAACAAACAGGACUGGACUUCCAAGGCCUGAAACGCACAGAAACCGAAGAUUCCGUCGGAUCCGUCAUGUCUGAGGACAACCAGUCAGCGUACGACGACGAUGACGAGGAGAGCAGCGGAUCCAAAACCCCAGUCGCCGGCUUGAGCAAUCGGGACGCCCACUUUACGAAGAAGAUUCUCACUCGGACAGGUCGGUGUAUUCGGCUUUCCUUGACACCUCUGAAACUGUUUGAACGAGUCCAUCUUGUCUUCUACCGCAGCACUGAAUGGACGGAGAAAAGUCUGACCACCUUGAUCCUCGCGAAGAUUUCUAGGCGCAACUUCCCGCAGUACAUCGUCAGCCGGUCGACCACAAUCUUCGAGUCACGGGCUUUGCUUCUUGAGUUCGAGGCCAGCCUUCGGACACAAUUCAAGGUCGACAAUAUCCUUGAAUUUAACGGCACCCCGGGGCGGAAGUCGCUCGAGGAUGUCAAAAAGAUCGUUGAGGCCGUAUACCCGCGCUGGAGAGCUCUGCUGGCAGAAGAACAAAGAAAGGAAGAACGUCUUUAUGAGAGUGGCGAAGGUGCAUAUCUACGCCGCUUCAGCCCUGCUUGGGUGUAUACACGCAUCGUGCACAAAGGGCUGCACCCACUGGCAAGAUUCAAAGAACAUCUGCAUGAACAUGAGAUCCUGAGUGAAUUGCUGGACCAAAGACUCUUCCACGCCGCGAGAAGAGGAGCUUGGUACCAGCGAAAAGCACUUCUCGAAGAACAUUACAUGCACGCUCUAACCCCAGACGAGGGCCGCGUCCCCGAGGUGAACAAGAAGCACUGGAAACGCAUCGCACUUCAGACCUGCGAGCAAGGUCUGCAGGACAAAGAGUGUCACAUCAUCUACCACUACGACCUUCAGAAACGGAUCAAGAAGCUCGAGAAGCAAUUGCGCAUCCCACUACGAGAGCAGCACGACUUUGGGCACGUCAGACUCGGCAAACCUUUUGAGCGAAAUGUGGUGGGCAUCAAGAUCGAACAAGACCGCGAAUCUACACCAUCGCGGUCUCAGGGCCUCAGUCGCAAGAACAGCAUCGGCAUUUCCAGCAACGACAAACCCCCGCCUCUAACCCACCAACCCAGCACAACCGGCCCGGUUGGCUCAAAAACCAUCUGGCUCGACCACUUGGAUACUAACCUCCCUGUUUCCGUCGAAUCAAUGUGUCUAUCCCAUUACCGCUACGUGCUAGGCUACAAGGGGUACCACUCCGAAGGCGGCAUCCUGCGCACGCUCUUCGGACUGCUCUUCUACGACAUCUUAUUCUUCAACCCCUACAUACCCAACGUCUUCCAGACAGCGUAUCAGACUUGUCCGCUAGAUCUGCAUACCGAUUCAUUCUUCUCAUCUCGCAUGCCCGAGAUCCUGGGUCGAGUCAAUCAGAUCUGUAACGGCGAGGCACCAGACCUGAUCAAGCGGGUAUGGGAACAAGAAUACGAGAGUCGAACAUGCAUCGUCGGUGUACGAUGGGAUGAAUUCGAACGCGACGAUCUCCUAGAGCUGGUGGAGUGUUUUCGCGGCCAGGCGCUAGGGACGAUCAUGCUUGUCAUGGCACAGGAGUAUCAAUCUAGAGGAGGCGGCGUGCCGGAUCUGGUGCUCUGGAAGGCCAAAGCAAAGGGAGAAGUCGUGUUCGCAGAAGUAAAGUCUGCGAACGAUCGGCUGAGCGAUACGCAGAGGCUCUGGAUCAGUGUGUUGCUUUCGGCUGGGGUGAAGGUUGAGUUGUGUCAUGCUGUGGCUGGAAGAGAUCAAGGAUAA